AUGCCUCGUCGUAGCCGUUCCAAAGCAGCUAGGCGCAGCAACCAAGAACAAAUUGAAGCCAACGAAAAUGGAAAUGAGGCUGGAAGAAGCGUUGCCUCUCACGUUCGGGAUCGCCAGCGUGCAGUUGCGGAACGAGAGGCUGCCCGAUUAGCUCGUCCUGAACAACGCAAGAGAGUGAAACUAGCUCAUGCCGAUCGCAAGAAGAGUGCAGUGACUUCCACACCCUUCGGACUUCACCGUGGCUCUUCUACCGUGGAUGAUGAGCCGGAAGACCAGGAAUGGUGCGGCCCGUUUAGUGUGGCCCGUCAAGUUUUGCGGCAACGAGAAGAAGCAAAGCGCAAGGCUGAAGAAGAGGAAAAUAAUGCGGUCAUGCAUCCGCUCGAUGAUCUAAUGAAUCAAGUGGGACAAGAACAAAAGAAAAAAGCUCAUCCUUCAUUGACCUGGAAGGGAGACGCAAAGGGAACAACCCCCUCUUCUCUUUACGCCAAGCGACAAAUGCGAAUGGAAGCCCGACAAACCAAAACUAUCCCAACACUCUUUCAACUUUGCGUUGAUUUUCUUGUGGAUAAUUUCGAGCAUGUCGAGUCACUUGGAGAUGUUGAUAAUGACUGCCGCCUAGCUAUUUCCAAAGAAUUGGUCAAACGAAACCAACUGAAUGCCAAGGCAUUUGAAAGUUUGGUUUCGAGCGAUAUGGAUUGCUUGGAAAUUAUUGACUGUGCAGGAAUCCCCCAAGAUGUCAUGGCCAAAGUGCUCACAGGAUUACAUUCUCUGAGCUUUCUCAUGUUGACACACGCGGGACGAUGCUUUGGUCCCAAGAGUGUCGAUGUACUUUUGGAAACAAAGCCACCUCUCUGUUGUCUCUCGAUCGCGGGAGCUUAUCUUCUCAAAGAUGAGCAUGCCGCUUCUCUGAUUCAAGUCAGUGCCUCAACCUUACAAUCCAUCUCUUUUGAUACGUGCCCCUUGCUAGGGGAAAAGUUUAUUCGUGCCAUUGAAAAGACGGAUGGAACUCUGUUGGAAAUAUCAUUGAAAAAUCUUAGCCUUUCUUCCGAUACCUUGAAAAUCUUGGCCACUUGUAAGGAUGCCAUGCGCAAUGUCAGGAGUUUGACUUAUGAAUCCAUGCCUGGAAUCACCGAUGCUGUCUUGGGCGAACUACUCCAAGUGGUGGCCGAUUCCUUGGAGAGCCUUGAUGUCAGCCACAAUUACGAUCUUACCGAUGCGUCGUUGUCGGCCAUUCGACAAUUCAAUAUAGGACUGCGAUCUCUCACUAUGAAUGGUGUUAAGGAACUCACGUCGUUAGGUCUUGAAACUUUCUUCACCUAUGAUUUGGAAGGCUUGCCCUCGCCACCAAAACUCAAAGUCUUAAAGUUGGCUUCUUGCGAUCACGAGGCUGUGACAGAUGAAGUUCUCAAGUUGGCCACGGCCAAUUCGUCUACUCAAAACAAGGAGUCGAUGGGUCCUAGGGGAGGGGGAUUGGUCCAGUUGGAUAUUGAGGGAUCCACUUUGGUGACGGACAGUACACUAGAACAUCUAGUUGAGGGUUCUUCGGCAAAUACCUUGACGGAGAUGAAUCUGAGUUAUUGCCCACAUAUAACCGACCAAGGUCUAGGCUACUUUGUCUCCAAGUGCGGAAGCCAACUAUCCAAAAUCCAGGUUUGGGGUUGUGCCCAACUUUCGGAUGAAUUCUUCGACGGUCAUGACCGAGUCAAUGACGCGAGUUUUGAACUAGUUGGAGCUUGGAUGAAGCGCAGCGGAACACGAUCUUUGAGAUGA
Cylindrotheca closterium is the source of this 1770-nucleotide messenger RNA. NCBI's taxonomy places the organism in Eukaryota, Bacillariophyta, Bacillariophyceae, Bacillariales, Bacillariaceae. The record is from the annotation of a GenBank genome assembly.